AUGGCUCGGCGGGCGAAGAAACGAAGAGUUGACGCCCGGGAGGCUGCUAGUGUCGAGAGGAACGAGCUGGAUGAUAAUGACGGCGAUGAUCAUGGAGCCCCGAUUGCUUCUUCCCCAGCCGUCGAUACGACGGAUCGUUCUUUGGAAGAUGUGUCCAGUGGAACCGCAGGAGUUUCCGACCACCCCUUCAGCUCCUCCAGCCACUUGCCAGGCCAGGACAUAAAGGAAGUUCCGAACAUAACCUCCACAAUUCCAAGCAGCCAAUCGUCAGUAUCGAGAACGCUCCAUGCGCCUGCGCCUGGCCCUUCCGUACCGUUGGCGAGAUCCCAGCAGACAACUGACGGUGGGCUGUUACGGAGACGAGGGUACCAACCACGACUGUCAACUCGCACAAAGCACCGACACGCUGCCGAGUUUAGCGAGAGGAUGGGGUUGCAUGAGGUGCAGGCACAACCGCGGUACAACCUCCGACCCCUAUGGGCCAAAAAGAUGAAUGUCCUGGAGAAACUGCCAUCAGAUAUCCGCAUCAUGAUCUGGGAAGUGGCCAUUGUCGCCAACGGCCCACUGAUCGUGGCCAAUGACGAACUAGGGGCACCUAGACUCCAGACCAGUGAUGAAGAGACUCACCGGACCGCACUACUGAGGGUCAGUAGACAGGUAAGGCUUGAGAGCGAGAAAUUCUUUUACGCCAAGAAUGCGUUUAUAUUUCGCUUCUCUGGCAAGCUAGAACAAAAGCACAAUGACGUGUACCUCGUUUACCAGUUCAUCUGGAAGCUCCUGACUCCCGGACUGACAGUCUGGAGGCAGAACAAGAACGUCUUCAUUCUCAUCAUCGUCGACGUGACCUUGUACAAUCUAUCUGUCGUCGCGAAUCGGGAACCAUUUGAAAGGAUUUCUAGACGUUUGGCCCUCCGACUCGCGUGGUUGAAAAGUAUCCUGCCUGAUCGGAGAUGCCUGAUCGAAUUCCAGGGGAAUGCGCUUCUUACCGGGCCUUUAUGGCAGCGUACUCGCGGCGUGAAAGUGGAUCUCUACAACCCAAUAGCAUCUCUGAGACGGGCAUGCAUGGAGAUGGAGCAUUUGGCUGUAGGCGUAUGGCCCACGGGGAAUGCAGCCGACUGGAGUCCUAGUUUCAAGGCCUUUGCUGAUACAUUCUACUUGUUGAGGAAUGUCGCCAACUGCAUUGAGGAUGGCCGUUCUUCCAGUGGCCUGUCUUUCUAG
This is a messenger RNA of Sphaerulina musiva SO2202, 1218 nucleotides long. RefSeq lists its product as uncharacterized. Bases 1 to 1218 code for a protein of 405 amino acids. NCBI's taxonomy places the organism in Eukaryota, Fungi, Ascomycota, Dothideomycetes, Mycosphaerellales, Mycosphaerellaceae. The record is from RefSeq and is a predicted model, not a curated record. The transcript has a single exon.